Messenger RNA from Westerdykella ornata, 549 nucleotides. RefSeq lists its product as uncharacterized. NCBI's taxonomy places the organism in Eukaryota, Fungi, Ascomycota, Dothideomycetes, Pleosporales, Sporormiaceae. Bases 1 to 549 code for a protein of 182 amino acids. The record is from RefSeq and is a predicted model, not a curated record. The transcript has 3 exons.
AUGAGAGGAUCAUUCACCGCCAGCGUCGCCUUCGCGCUUCUCGCCUCGGUCGUCCUCUUCUCCACCGCUGCUGUUGGGCAAGAUGCAUCUGGUAUCCCAGCCUGUGCUAUCUCCUGCUUCAUAGCUGCUGUGCCGGCCUCGCACUGCUCUUUGGAUGAUAGAGUUUGUCAGUGUACCACGGGGAGGGAUGCGAUUCAACGGAGCGUGGCGCAGUGUGCGCCCAAGGUCUGUGGGCCCGAUGACCUGGCGAAGAUUAAACCAGCUGUCAAAGCAAUCUGCUUACAACACGGCAUCACGCUCGAUGCGCUGCCGCCCACGCCUUCGCCGGCCGCGGCUUCGACUGCGAUGCCCAGCGUGCAAGCGGCUACGACUGGGGUGGCCAGCAACGGGACCGCGAAUACUACGACGAGUGGUGGGGUGCCAAAGUUCACGAACGGCGCUACGGCUGCGAAAGCGGCUAGGGAUCGGGGAGGUUGGGUGUGGGCCGUUGGUGCUGCUGUGGGUGUGAGUGUGGUCGUUGGAAUGGGGAUUCGAAUUGGAGGGUUGUGA